CCAGGCCGGGGCGCGGCGGGCGGCGGCGCGCAGUCUGCACCAUGGCGUAUCCCGGACACCCCGGCGCGGGCGGCGGGUACUACCCGGGCGGGUACGGAGGGGCGCCCGGAGGCCCGGCCUUUCCCGCGCAGACGCAGGACCCGCUGUACGGCUACUUCUCUGCGGUGGCCGGCCAGGAUGGGCAAAUAGAUGCUGAUGAAUUACAAAGAUGUCUGACACAGUCCGGCAUUGCUGGGGGGUACAAACCUUUUAACCUGGAGACUUGUCGGCUUAUGGUUUCAAUGCUGGAUAGAGAUAUGUCUGGCACGAUGGGGUUCACCGAGUUUAAGGAGCUCUGGGCUGUGCUGAACGGCUGGAGGCAGCACUUCAUGAGCUUCGACAGCGACCGCAGUGGCACCGUGGACCCCCAGGAGCUGCACAAGGCGCUGACCGCAAUGGGGUUUAGGCUAAAUCCUCAAACUGUGAACUCGGUCGCAAAACGAUACAGCACCAAUGGGAAGAUCACCUUCGAUGACUAUAUCGCCUGCUGUGUGAGGCUGCGGGCAUUCACAGAUAGCUUUCGAAGACGGGAUUCUGGACAGCAUGGUGUUGUGAAUUUCUCAUAUGAUGACUUCAUUCAGUGUGUCAUGACUGUUUAAGUCAAAAGGAAGCCGUGUGAACAUAACAUUCCAGCUGGCAUUCAUGUUUACUUAUUCUUUGCCUUUAGUAACCUGUGUAAACUUAUGUGGAGGCUUUCCACAACAGCUGUUGUAAGGUUUAUCGCUUCACACAAUUGAAGCUUUUAGCUUUGAUAAUGAAUUCUUUGGAACUUUGAUAAUAUAAGUCAAGUCUGCUGUACCAAUUAGAACUUCACUAACUCAUUAUCAAUCAUGCCUUAUUUUCCUGCUAAGCCUCUUUUAUAUGAGUAUGAAGAAUGUUUAAGGUGCAUUAUGUGCUUUUCGUUAUGAUAUGAAAAAGUUUUAAUUAAACUACAGUUAUGUAUCUUUCCUCCCCUAGGGGAAUAUGGUUGAAAAUGUGUGGAGCAUUCUUGUGUAAAUGAUGUAGAGCCUCAUGGAUACAGAAAAUAAACAAACAUGGUCAUCUA
Messenger RNA from Octodon degus (degu), 1084 nucleotides. RefSeq names its product sorcin (gene Sri). NCBI's taxonomy places the organism in Eukaryota, Metazoa, Chordata, Mammalia, Rodentia, Octodontidae. The coding region runs from base 42 to 638 and encodes 198 amino acids. The transcript has 8 exons. Gene Ontology annotation, molecular function: calcium ion binding. The record is from RefSeq and is a predicted model, not a curated record.